GUGUGCGUAUGUGUUUGUGUGUGUGUGUGUGUGGAGCAGUGAGCGGGCACACCGGGAGGAUGCUGCGGCCUGUCAGACCGGCCGCUCGCUCAUCUUUCCCCCGGAGCUGUUAGGCUGAUCCGGGACAUGGCUGCACCCGUCGUACACUUUGACGACGACUGGUCGCAUGUGCGGGGUUCGAACGUGGUUCCGGAUCGGGAGCUGCUGACGCACAAAGGCAGAGCAGCGGCCGCUACCGCCGCCGGGGGGGAAGCGGCCGCUGCUCGGCUGCUGCUCCACCGUGAUGGGGACCUGACGGGGCUGCUCGACGGCAGCUUCUGCCCGGGGGACGCGCUCUGCUCCGUGGACCCGGUGAUCGGCUUCGAGGAGAAGUUAUCCGCCUGCUUCCACAAUUUCAGCCCCCAGAGAGAGAGCGUCGCUCCCGUGAGUGUGAUCUCAGAGGACACGCUGCUGGAGACAGACGAAAUCUGGAACGCUUUAACCAGUAACUUUGGGCAAGUGAUGCCGGUGGACUGGAAACACUCUCGAACGCGCUCCCUCCACAUCCCCAUGUUCAACCUGGAGGAGAAACCUAGGAAGACUGAUGUCACAGCAGAGCUGUCGGACGACGAGGAGCUGAGGGAGCAGCUGGACAUGCACUCCAUCAUUGUCUCCUGUCUCGCAGACGAGCCCCUGUACACAGCAGAGCAGGUUAUCGAGGAGAUAGAAGAGAUGAUGCAGGACUCGCCCGACAUGGAGCAUCAGCACGAUCCCUCUCAGUCAGACCUCUCCAUGCUCUCACUGGACGUCCAGCGGCCGACCAGCAGCCCCGGCUACGAGGAGAAGGUGAGGACCCUGAGUGUGGCGGAGCUGAAUGAGUGUCUGGAGGAGACGGAGACGAACAUCAGGAGCUUCUCGGAGGAGCUGGUGCAGCAGCUGGCUCUCAGGGAUGAGCUGGACUUUGAGAAAGAGGUGAAGAACAGUUUCAUCUCAGCGCUCAUCGACGUGCAAAACCGACAGAAGGAGCACCGCGAGCUGCUGAGGAAGAAGAAGAAGCUCAAAGGCGGAGCUGGGACGUCGCAGGGCCACGCUGAGAAAACAGUCGGAUCCCGCUUCAGCAUGGAGGGAUUCUCCUCCGUCAUUCAGAACAGCUUCAGACAAACCUUUGGGAGUGGGUGCAGUGAAAGACAGUAUUUGACCACAGUCAUCCCGUAUGAGAAGAAGGGACGUCCUCCUUCGAUCGAGGACCUUCAGAUCCUCACCAAGAUUCUGCAAGCUAUGAGAGAUGACAGCGACAAGGUGCCCAGUCUCUUAACAGACUAUAUUCUCAAAGCUCUGGUGUGAGCAAUGGACGUGCUUUGCCCGACGUAGACCAGAGUGACGGUGCCUAACGCUCUGCAGAGGCUUCUGAUACGUGGCAACAAGAAGAAGAGGACUCAUUGUAUAUUUUUUUUUUGCAAACAUGAAGCACACUUAAUUUAUUCUUGCAUGUUUUUAAUUCAACCUGUGUCUUUUUUUGUUGUGUUCUUUACUCAGUUGUUUUCAUUUUUACGUGCAGUGUUGUUGUGAUUUUUGCAAACCCUGUGUGUUCCUGUACAUUUUUUACUUUUUUCAGUGUUUUUUUAAUCAUGGAGAAAUUCUAAACUUCUAAAUUAUAUUAGAAAUAUACCCAGAUCGAUAAACCAGAGUAGGAGCUGCUGCACUGAGCUUUGCUCGUUGGUUUGAAGUAAGAGCAAAGUUGCGAUGCAAAGUGCUUUGUACUUAACUCAAGUGCUUCUUAUCUACUGAGCAAUGAACAAAUGCACAAAGCACAUUAAACAGACGUGGCAGUACUAGAGAACUAUGACCACAGUUUAUAAUAAUACAACACUUUAUUGAUCUCCAGAGGGAAAUGUAAUAUUCCACAUGCAUAUAGGAUUCAGACAAAUAGAAGAAUGUAACAUAAAUUAAUAACAAUACAAGUCAGAGUGUACAUAAACAAUGUACUGUAGGUGCACAAAACAUCAUAUAAUCCAACAGCCUUCCAUGUAUCUGCAGACACCACAUCCAUAAUCAUUCUGAGGACGAUGAAGAACUGAUGAUGGAGUCUGGACUGAAAUGAACUAAUUACCUAACUAACUAACUAUGCAUUCGAGUGAAUAUUUUAUUGUGACCCACGCACUGUCUACUUUUGUGGCGCUGACCUGCUCUGAAUCAGUCUCGGGCGUCAGCGUGCUCCGCUGUGCACACCGCAGCGAACACCGUGACUGGGCAUUGUUUUUUCUGUAUGAAUUUUACGAGCUGCCUUUGCCGUUGCCUGAACUUUUGUAUAUUUAUUAUAAAUGACUUAUUUUCAGUGAAUGUCACAUGACUACUAGAACUAUUGUUGAUGUAUUUUGUAAAUAUUUUAUUUCAAAUAUAUUGAUACAACCUC
Molecule: messenger RNA, 2392 nt
Organism: Hippoglossus stenolepis (Pacific halibut)
Lineage: Eukaryota; Metazoa; Chordata; Actinopteri; Pleuronectiformes; Pleuronectidae
Gene: fez2a
Product: fasciculation and elongation protein zeta 2a
Exons: 10
Coding region: 127-1323 (398 amino acids)
Cellular component (GO): axon; cytoplasm
Source: RefSeq, a predicted model, not a curated record